AAUGAAGACAUCAAGUCUGCUGAUCGUCUGGAGCCCAGCCGGCCAAAACCCCAGCAGGGCUGGAAGGAGACCACCAUCUACAGCCUGCAGAAAGGAGCUGGCCAACCUCCCGUCACCAAAGUCUUUACCCAGAGUGGAGAGGGCAGGCACCCCAAGCUCAGUACAAGCUACUCCAACCAGGACCCAGGGAGGAGCAAACUCCUCUCCGGCCAUCUGGAACGGCUUCUUUCCGGGGCACCAGGCGCUCAGCAGGGCAGCCCAGGUGGCGAGGCCGCGUCGCCCAAAGGAAAGCUCCACUACCUCAGCUACAUGCAGCCAACUCCGAUCGGCCAUGCAGAGCCGCAGACUCAGGUCGCUUUUGGCUCCAAGACCCAAAGGCCUAAUCUAGACAGGCUGCUGUUCAAGGCCGGCUCAAACCGACUGUCCGCGAAACAGCCUCUCAACGUCAUGGAUGAGCAAUUCAUCCAGAAUAUGGUGAACCAGCUGGGCAGACACAGCGUCCACAUGGAGGCUUUGAUGGGCAAAGACCUGGACCAGCUGGCUGAGGUCAUCACAGGAGCCCUGCAGGAGGUGGAUGAGGAGCGGCCGGCGCUUGGGACCCAGCCAGGACCAGGAGCCACUGACUCCAGGGGGGAGAUGGAGGCUAACAGGGAGCCACUGGCAGAAAUGCAUCUGAAUCAAAACCAGGACCUGAAAUCAGAUAAAGGGCAGGAUCUAAACCAGAAAGACACACCGAGAAUGAAACAACAAGGCCAACAAAUAGACGGUGCAGACAAAGAGCCCGUUGACAAGCAUGCAGCCUUCUUCUCCAAGCUGCUGGACUACCUCAACAUGGAGCCCUUUGGCGAUGCUCCAGAGGUCAACAGUGGGCCGCCGGCUCCCCUCCGGAAAAUGGUCGGACUGGAGAACGUGAGGAGCCGCACGACGCAGGACCGAGUUCCCGACGUCCACCGCUGGGAGGAGAAGACUGCGGUCGAACCCGCGAAGGAGGGCGCCACCCUGCGAUUAACCGGCGGGGCGGAGAGGCCUGACGCGCAGGUGGACUCUGAGAUCGAGAGGUGGAUGCAGGGGGUUCAGGGCCCGGCGGGGAAGAAGCAGCUGGAGGAGCCGCAGAAGAAGGACAUGAGAGUCAAAACCCAGCUGGUCCAUGUGGGGGUGAAGGAGUUUUCCAGCAGAGGGAAGGACAGACACUUUGGCUACAUCAUCACUGGAUCAGACUCCCUCACCACUGACCAGGGCUUGGACCUGAUGGAGCGACUGACCCAGAGACUGAGCCUCCACGCCGCCGAUCUCACCCAGCUCUCCGUCCUGGGUCCUGCACUGACGUUCAGAGUUGGCCCAAACCCCAAGAACAUAACCACCGCAGAUCUAGUUCAAGUCGCAGUCCAACAGAAGCAGCAGCUGGAGAAGGAGACAGGCCUGAAGAUAGUGGAGGCCGGAGUGAGUGAUAGGGGCAGCCUGACCCAGAUCCCCGUGGUGAAGGAGACCAGGGUGGAGUCGGGCCAGUUCCUGCUGCUCUCCGUCCUCUGCAUGCUCUUCAUCCUGGUGGCGCUGGCAGUGUCCGCCACUUUCUUCUGCGUGCGCCAGCGCUCGCACCUCCGCAUGAAGGAGAAGCUGGCCAGCCUGGGGACUGACACCAGCACCGAUGCCACCGCAACCUAUCAGGAGCUGUGUCGCCAGCGUAUGGCGAUCCGAACGUCGGAGCGCGUCGAGAGGCCGGAGACCCUGCGCCACUCCCGGCUCAACAGCGUGUCAUCUCAGUUCAGCGAUGGCCCCGCAGCCAGCCCAUCGACCCGCAGCAGCACCUCGUCCUGGUGCGAAGAGCCCGUCCCCUCCAACAUGGACAUCUCCACCGGUCACAUGAUACUGUCAUACAUGGAGGACCACUUGAAGAACAAGAACCGUCUGGAGCGUGAGUGGGAGGCGCUGUGCUCCUACCAGGCAGAGCCCAGCGCCUGCAGCGUGGGCCAAGGCGAGCAGAACUCCAAGAGGAACCGCUCUGACGCCGUGGUCGUAUAUGAUCAUUCCAGGAUCACCUUGAAAGCAGAGAAUAACCACGGCAACUCAGAUUACAUCAAUGCCAGUCCAAUAAUGGACCAUGACCCUCGCAACCCUACUUACAUCGCCUCGCAGGGCCCGCUUGCUUCCACCGUGGCAGACUUCUGGCAGAUGGUGUGGGAGAGCGGCUGCGUUGUCAUCGUGAUGCUGACGCCCCUGUCUGAAAACGGAGUGAAGCAGUGUCACCACUACUGGCCCGACGAGGGAUCUGAUGUCUACCACAUAUACGAGGUCAAUCUUGUGUCUGAGCACAUCUGGUGUGAGGACUUCCUGGUGCGGAGCUUCUACCUGAAGAACCUGCAGACCAACGAGACCCGCACCGUCACCCAGUUCCACUUCCUGUCCUGGAUGGACCGCGGGAUCCCCAACUCGGCCAGGACCCUGCUAGACUUCCGCAGAAAGGUUAACAAGUGCUACCGGGGUCGAUCUUGCCCGAUAAUUGUUCACUGCAGUGAUGGAGCUGGCAGGAGUGGGACUUACAUUCUGAUUGACAUGGUCCUCAAUAGGAUGGCUAAAGGUGCUAAAGAGAUUGAUAUUGCCGCUACCCUGGAGCACUUGAGAGACCAGAGAGCUGGCAUGGUCCAGACAAAGGAGCAGUUUGAGUUUGCGCUGACAGCCGUGGCAGAGGAGGUGAACGCCAUCCUGAAAGCGCUUCCUCAGUGA
Molecule: messenger RNA, 2721 nt
Organism: Stegastes partitus (bicolor damselfish)
Lineage: Eukaryota; Metazoa; Chordata; Actinopteri; Pomacentridae
Product: receptor-type tyrosine-protein phosphatase N2-like
Exons: 18
Biological process (GO): protein dephosphorylation; insulin secretion involved in cellular response to glucose stimulus; regulation of secretion
Cellular component (GO): synapse; secretory granule
Molecular function (GO): protein tyrosine phosphatase activity
Source: RefSeq, a predicted model, not a curated record